Molecule: messenger RNA, 1386 nt
Organism: Debaryomyces hansenii CBS767
Lineage: Eukaryota; Fungi; Ascomycota; Pichiomycetes; Serinales; Debaryomycetaceae
Gene: SOF1
Product: rRNA-processing protein
Exons: 1
Coding region: 1-1386 (461 amino acids)
Biological process (GO): maturation of SSU-rRNA from tricistronic rRNA transcript (SSU-rRNA, 5.8S rRNA, LSU-rRNA)
Cellular component (GO): small-subunit processome; nucleolus
Molecular function (GO): protein binding
Source: RefSeq, a predicted model, not a curated record
AUGAAGAUAAAGACUAUAAGCAGAUCAUCGGACACAUAUGUGCCAGUGAGAAAUACUCAGGAAUCUUCGCUUCCUAGAAAUUUAAAUCCAGCAUUACAUCCAUUUGAAAGAGCAAGAGAAUAUACAAAGGCUUUAACAGCCACCAAAAUGGAGAGGAUGUUUGCCCAACCAUUUGUAGGGCAGUUGGGAGAUGGUCAUAGAGAUGGAAUUUACUCGAUAGCCAGAAACUUUUCUACUACAAAUCAAAUAGCGACAGGUUCUGGUGAUGGGGUUAUAAAAUACUGGGACAUGACCCUGCGGGAUGAAGUAAUAAGUUUUAAGGCGCAUUAUGGAAUGGUGAGUGGUUUAUGUGUUACUCCAAAUACUAGCCAUAUGUUAUCAUGUGGUGACGAUAAGACGGUUAAGUUAUGGUCUGUCAGCAAGGAUGACUUUGAUGCUAGCCAAUCCGAUACAGAGGUUUACACAAAGAAGGAUAAUGGAUUAGUCAAGACGUUCUUGGGUGAGCAUUCAUUCAAGGGUAUUGACCAUCAUAAUAACGACGAUUUAUUCGUUACUGGUGGUGCAUCCAUUCAAUUAUGGGACAUGAACAGAUCUAAAUAUAUUUCUAAUUUAUCGUGGGGGGCUGAUAACAUAAAUACCGUGAAGUUCAAUAGAACUGAAACCAAUAUCAUUGCAUCUGCUGGUUCUGAUAACUCUAUUGUAUUGUAUGAUGUCCGUACGAAUUCUCCAAUUCAAAAAGUUGUCACCAGCUUAAAAACCAACUCUAUCUCCUGGAACCCAAUGGAAGCAUAUAACUUCGCAAGUGCCUGUGACGAUCACAACGCCUACUUAUGGGACAUGAGAAAGUUGAAUAGAUCCUUGAAUGUCUACAAGGACCAUGUGGCUGCUGUCAUGGAUGUUGAUUUCUCUCCUACUGGUGAGGAAUUGGUAACCGGUUCCUACGACAAAACCUUGCGUAUAUUCCGUGCCAGAGAAGGUCAUCUGAGAGAAAUAUACCACACCCAGAGAAUGCAGCGUGUAUUCAGCGUCAAAUUCACCACCGAUGCUCGUUACAUAUUGAGUGGUUCUGAUGACGCAAAUGUGAGAUUAUGGAGAGCCGUGGCUUCCGACAGAUCGAAUAUCAAGUCAGCAAGACAAAGAUCGAAGCUCGAAUAUGAUGCUGCUUUGAAAGAGAGAUUCAAGCAUAUGCCAGAAAUCAAGAGAAUCGCAAGACACCGUCAUGUUCCCAAGGUUGUUAAGAAAGCUAAUGAGAUUAAGAGGACCGAAAUUGAUGCUUUGAAGAAAAGAGAAGAUAACGAAAGAAGGCAUUCCAAACCAGGCUCCAAGCCGUUCGUCUCUGAGAGAGAAAAACAUAUCAGAGGUACUGCGAUCAAGGAUAAUAAGUAG